AUGGUGGAGCGCCAUGGCCCGGCGUCCCGGAGUGGGCACACGAUGGUCUGGGAUUCAGGCGCUGAUGGUGCUGGUGAAGGCUUCUUGAUGUACGGUGGGCUGUUGGACAGCGCCAUGUCUGGCGACCUGUACUUCUUCGGCGUCACCUCGAACCUGUGGACGCAGAAGUCUUCGGGCCCCGCGGCCCGAUACCGCCACUCUGCAGUGAUUGACCCCACCGCCAGGGCCAUGUACAUAUUUGCCGGCAUGAGCCUUAGCGCUGGCACGGCCAGCACCUUCGGCGACCUCCAUCGCUACGAUGUGGACCUCGACUCCUGGACCGCCCUCCAAGGGACGGCAGGGCGCUCGCGGCACACGGCAGUGUGGGACAGCAGCUCCGAUCGCAUGAUCGUGUUCGGUGGCGUGGACGGCAUGCUGAACAAGACGGGGGACGUCCUCGAGUACGACCGAUCGUCGGACUCCUGGUCCUUCCCACAGGUUGAGGGCCCAGCGGCGCGCGAUGGCCACGUGGCCGUUUGGGACGACACCACUGGCGCCAUGCUCAUGUGCUGCGGCGUCACGUCGGACUCUGGGCAGAGCUUGGGAGACCUGUGGUCCUACGACGGCACGUGGGCCCAGCUCAGUCCAUCCGGAGGCAUCACCGCCCGGAGGUACGCCUCGGCAGUCUGGGAUCCGCAGGCGCGUGCCAUGCUGGGCUUCGGGGGACGAGAGACCCCAGAGGCGGCACUCAACUCCCUGUUCCUGUACUCCACCAGCGCCAACAGCUGGAGCGAAUACACCGUGUCGGGCGCUCCUUCUUAUUUAGGCCCAGGCGCCACGGCCUGGGACCCCGUGAACAGCCACCUUUACACCUACGGCGGCUUGGAGCAGGGGCCCAAAGACUCCCUGUGGAGGUACUGCAACUUCAACCACCGCACACACAGCUACAUCCACAACUUCUUCCUCAUUGUCGGCAACUUCAUCCUCAAAGAGCACCGCAACAACGGCGACCGAAGUCUACCAUACUGCAACUUCGACCAUAAGCACAACCAGCAGCUCUUCAACCACAACUUCUUCCUCAUUUUCGGCAACUUCAUCCUCAAACAGCACUGCAACAACAUCAACCAGCAGUUCGUCAAUCACCUCACGCACAGCUACAUCGACAACGUCUUCCUCAUUCUCGGAAACUUCAUUCUCAAGGAGCAGCAGCUGGUAGCCACGCUGGGCAACAGCUCCAACUCGUCGGGUAUCCUGGGACGCGCCCUCACGCAGUCUCACUUGGCGACCAUUCAGACUCUGGCGUUGCAGCUUGGCGUUUCGGUGCGCUUCGGGCCGGACAGCCUCGCGAUCUCCGACAUGAGCCGCAACGUCACGGUGCAGAGCGCCAGUGCCAGCGUGGAGGUUCCUCCGGACGUCGUGGCCCAGGCUGCAGCAGCUGGCGGCAGCGGGCUGGUGCUGCUCAGCGUCUCGGUGGGCCUUGAAGAGCUCGGGGCUGGGCUCAACGGUUCCGAAGGAGGUGCAGGUAAUGCUUUGGUCUCGCGGCCCGUGAGCAUCACCUUCCGUGGGCCUGAUGGCCAGAGGAUUCCAAUGCCGUCGCUGGCACGGCCCAUCGAGGUUCUGAUCCUGGGAGCGACCGAAGGCUCCCGGUGUGCUUUCUGGGACGAGGACACCGGCACCUGGUCGUCGGAGGGCUUGCGUGCGGUGUCCUUCCGGGACGGGGAGUUGCUAUGCCAGACCUCCCACCUCACUGUCUUUGGGGCGGUUCUGGAGACCUUCCUCCACGUGCUCCGGUGCUCCACCGCCGCGCAGGUGUUCUCUGCCGAGGGCCUCCAGAACCUCAGCAAGGGCACCUGGCCCGGCCAUGCUGCUGCGAUCAUUACCUUCAGCGCUCUCUUCAUCUGCCUGCUGUUGCUCCUGUAUGCCCUACGGCUUGACAGAAAGCGGUCGCUGUCCAGGAAGCAGGUGAAGGCCGCUUUGCUUAUCGAGUUGGACGCGGACAAGCAGGAUGCUGCGGACGGCUAUGCGGAGGAGGAAGAAGAGGAGGUAAAGGCAGAGAAGGCUCGACAGCCCAGCGUGUGCCGUCAGGCCGCGGCGCGCUUGGCGUCUUCUUUCGCGUGGCUCCUUAGCCAGAUGUUCGACAUCCCCGACGACCUGCUGACGGAGUUGAUGAAUGCCAAGGUGGUCACGAUCAACCGCUGCAUCAGCUCUCUGCACGCCUACAAGAGCCACGCCGACCGUCAGAGCAUCCGUGCAGCGGAGAGGCUGGUGGGCCACGCGCGCCUGCAGCACUCAACCACAGCCAGCAUGUCGGUGACCAUCGAGGACUUCGUGCGGAUGGACCAGACCACGGACUACAGGAGAAGCAAGUCCUUGGUUGCGAAGAACUUUUUGAACAGCUUCUGGUGCAAGCGCGUGGUUCUCCUGAUGUGGGCCAUGCAUCCCUGGAUCACCAUGCAGUUCGUGAGCUUGUUCAGAUCCCACGUCGUCCGAGCCUCCCUGAUCAUUCUGAAGCUGGUGUCUGCCGCUUGCGCCAACGCGCUCUUCUUCACCAGCUCGGCGGUUGCGGCCGACGCGGACAUGAACUGUGCGCCGCUAGAGACCACCGGCGAGCGCCUGCUGCGCGCAGCCAUCGUUGGCAUCCUCUCCGCUUGCAUGGGCGACCUGCUCAUCGUGCUGCUGGCCAUGGUGCAGCGGCGGCAGGUCCUGAUCCGGCGAUGGACGGAAGAGGCCAAAGAGAGGCAGCUCAGGAGCUGGCGUCGCCGGCGUUUCAUCUUCUGGCUGAUCUGGUUUCCCAAUCUUGGCAUCUCGAUUCUGUACGUAUUCGGCUUCCUGGCCAACGUGAGCCAAGCAGAUGGGGCCAAGUGGAUCGAAAGCACCGGGAUGAGUCUGUUACAGGAUCUCGUCCUGAAGCCGCUCUGCUUGGCUCUGUUGUACGCCACGGUCGCCAGCAUGGUCCUGUGCUGCAGCCCAAGCGUCGGGGAGAAGAUCUUGAACCAGUGGGCUCUGAACGACAAAGAGUCCGAGAACGAGGACCUGCAGAACGACGGCAACCAGCUCGGGAACGAAGACUUCGAGGUUCUGGAGCGGAACCCGAGCGUUGCAGAGCAGGUUCUGGAGCAGGCGCCCCCAAUCUUCCGUGCAGUUUUGACGGGAGGUGCAGCCCACGCAGGGUCCGACUACCCGCGGUCUCAGGACAGCAGCGCAGAGGUUGCCUAUGGUGGGCACACGAUGGUCUGGGAUUCAGGUGCCGAUGGUGCCGGUGAAGGCUUCUUGAUGUUGGGCGGCGAGCUGUCGGACAGCGCCAUGUCCGGCGACCUGUACUUCUACGGCGCCACCUCGAACCAAUGGACGCUGAAGUCUUCAGGCCCCGCAGCCCGAUACCACCACUCUGCAGUGAUUGACCCCACCGCCCGGGCCAUGUACAUAUUUGCGGGCAUGAGCCUCGGCAGCGGCACAGUCAACACCUUCGGCGACCUCCAUCGCUACGACGUGGACCUUGACUCCUGGACCGAGCUCCAAGGACUCCCAGGGACGGCAGGGCGCUCGCGGCACACGGCAGUGUGGGACAGCAGCUCCGAUCGCAUGAUCGUGUUCGGUGGUGUGGACGGCAUGCAGAACAAGAUGGGGGACAUCCUCGAGUACGACCGCUCGUCGGACUCCUGGUCCUUCCCACAGGUUGAGGGCCCAGCGGCGCGCGACGGCCACGUGGCCGUUUGGGACGACGCCACUGGCGCCAUGCUCAUGUGCUGCGGCGUCACGUCGGACUCUGGGCAGAGCUUGGGAGACCUGUGGUCCUACGACGGCACGUGGGCCCAGCUCAGUCCAUCCGGAGGCAUCACCGCCCGGAGGUACGCCUCGGCCGUCUGGGAUCCGCAGGCGCGUGCCAUGCUGGGCUUCGGGGGAAGAGCGACCCCAGAGACGGCGCUCAACUCCCUGUUCCUGUAUUCCGCGAGCGCCAACAGCUGGAGCGAAUACACCGCGUCGGGCACUCCUGCUUUUUUAGGCCCAGGCGCCACCGCCUGGGACCCCGUGAACAGUCACCUUUACACCUUCGGCGGCUUGGAGCAGCAGGGCCCCAGAGACUCCCUGUGGAGGUACUGCAACUUCCAUAAACACCACCAGCAGUUCUUCAACCACCUCACACACAGCUACAUCGACAACUUCUUCCUCAUUCUCGGAAACUUCAUCCUCAAGGAGCAGUACGACACUGACUGCAAAAACAUCGACCACAAGCACGAGAGCACUGCAACAACAUCGACCGAAGUCUACCCUGCCACGAUUACUGACAAUGCGGGCCUGCUGUUGGGUGACCUCGACACCUCCGAAGGGGAGCUCGCGAGGCAGCUGGUAGCCACGCUGGGCAACAGCUCCAACUCAACGGGUAUCCUGGGAAGCACCCUCACGCAGUCGGACUUGGCGACCAUUCAGACUCUGGCCUUGCAACUUGGCGUGUCGGGUCACCAGCACAGGGACAGCCUCGCGAUCUCCGACAUGAGCCGCAACAUCACGGUGCAGAGCGCCAGUGCCAGCGUGGAGGUUCCUCCGGACGUCGUUGCCCAGGCUGCAGCAGCUGGCGGCAGCGGGCUGGUGCUGCUCAGCGUCUCGGUGGGCCUUGAAGAGCUCGGGGCUGGGCUCAACGGUUCCGAAGGAGGCGCAGGUAAUGCUUUGGUCUCGCGGCCCGUGAGCAUCACCUUCCGUGGGCCUGAUGGCCAGAGGAUUCCAAUGCCGUCGCUGGCACGGCCCAUCGAGGUUCUGAUCCUGGGAGCGACCGAAGGCUCCCGGUGUGCUUUCUGGGACGAGGAGCUCCGAAGUUUGAGUGUUGAGUUUCGGAUCUCCUGGUACGUGUUUGUCCCCUUCUUUGAACCUUCCAACAAGGACACCGGCGCUUGGUCGUCGGAGGGCUUGCGUGCGGUGUCCUUCCGGGACGGGGAGUUGCUAUGCCAGACCUCCCACCUCACCGUCUUUGGGGCGGUUCUGGAGACCUUCCUCCACGUGCUCCGGUGCUCCACCGCCGCGCAGGUGUUCUCUGCGGAGGGCCUCCAGAACCUCAGCAAGGGCACGGGGGGUGGGCACCUGGCCCGGCCAUGCUGCUGCGAUCAUUACCUUCAGCGUUGCCUUGCUGAGCAGAGGGCAGUGGGCAUGGUGAAGAAAGUGGCAGAAGCUCUUGUUGUUAGCAAGGAGAAAGUAGAUGCUGUAGUCGAGAAGCUAGUCAGUGGUCGCUGCAAGAAGCAGGUGAAGGCCGCUUUGCUUAUCGAGUUGGACGCGGACAAGCAGGAUGCUGCGGACGGCUAUGCGGAGGAGGAAGAAGAGGAGGUAAAGGCAGAGAAGGUCGCCCAUGCAAGCGGAGAGGAUGCCAACGAUGGCUGCGCGCAGCAGGCCGCCGAGCUAGUGAAGAAGAGCGCGUUGGCAGCGGCGGCAGACACCAGCUUCAGAAUGAUCAGGGAUGCUCGGACCUCGUCCGUGGUCUGGUCCAUCCGCACGAAGUCCUCGAUGGUCACCGACAUGCUGGCUGUGGUUGAGUGCUGCAGGCGCCUCGGCGAGCUGCGCGUGGCCCACCAGCCUCUCCGCUGCACGGAUGCUCUGACGGUCGGCAUGACUCUUGUAGGCGUGCAGAGAGCUGAUGCAGCGGUUGAUCGAGCCACGCGAAAGAAGACGCCAAGCGCGCCGCGGCCUGAGAACGCCGUCUGGGAGAGCUUGCUCAUCGUGCUGCUGGCCAUGGUGCAGCGGCGGCAGGUCCUGAUCCGGCGAUGGACGGAAGAGGCCAAAGAGAGGCAGCUCAGGAGCUGGCGUCGCCGGCGUUUCAUCUUCUGGCUGAUCUGGUUUCCCAAUGUUGGCCUCUCGAUUCUGUACGUACUCGGCUUCCUGGCCAACGUGAGCCAAGCAGAUGGGGCCAAGUGGAUCGAAAGCACCGGGAUGAGUCUGUUACAGGACCUCGUGCUGAAGCCGCUUUGCCUGGCUCUGUUGUACGCCACGGUCGCCAGCACGGUCCUGUGCUGCAGCCCAAGCGUCGGGGAGAAGAUCUUGAACCAGUGGGUUCGGCAAAGCGACAACGAGUCCGGGAACGAGGACCUGCAGAACGACUGCAACCAGCUCAGGAACGAAGACUUCGGGGCCCCGCCAGGGUCUCACGCUCUUCGGCCGGCUUGUGAGGAAGAUGACACACUAGAUGCAAUGUGUAUCGACUCGGUGUGA
This is a messenger RNA of Symbiodinium natans, 6171 nucleotides long. The record is from the annotation of a GenBank genome assembly. Lineage: Eukaryota; Dinophyceae; Suessiales; Symbiodiniaceae.